Molecule: messenger RNA, 135 nt
Organism: Cetraspora pellucida
Lineage: Eukaryota; Fungi; Glomeromycota; Glomeromycetes; Diversisporales; Gigasporaceae
Source: the annotation of a GenBank genome assembly
AUGAACAUUGACAAAGAAGUUAAUACUGAUCAAAAGGUGGUAUUUAAUAGAAAUUACGUUAGUGGUUCUGGACAUUAUGUUGAUGUAAUAUAUGAUGCUAAGGAUGUUAAUAAGGAGGGUUUUGAUAAGAAAUAA